Messenger RNA from Chrysochloris asiatica (Cape golden mole), 1260 nucleotides. It is a transcript of the gene SLC17A8, whose product is annotated as solute carrier family 17 (vesicular glutamate transporter), member 8. Lineage: Eukaryota; Metazoa; Chordata; Mammalia; Afrosoricida; Chrysochloridae. Gene Ontology annotation, biological process: transmembrane transport; regulation of synapse structure or activity; neurotransmitter loading into synaptic vesicle. Gene Ontology annotation, molecular function: neurotransmitter transmembrane transporter activity; L-glutamate transmembrane transporter activity. The record is from RefSeq and is a predicted model, not a curated record. The coding region runs from base 1 to 1260 and encodes 419 amino acids. The transcript has 8 exons. Gene Ontology annotation, cellular component: excitatory synapse; synaptic vesicle membrane.
AUGCCCUUUAAAGCAUUUGCCACGUUCAAAGAAAAAUUUGUGAAACCUGGAAAGGAAGGAGUGAAGAACACUCUGGGAGACACGUUGGGGAUUUGGCAAAGAAAAAUUGAUGGAAGCAAUGCGGGAGAAGAUAAUAUUGAACUGAAUGAAGAAGGAAGACCAGUGCAGGCAUCCAGGCCCAGUCCCCCACCCUGUGAUUGCCACUGCUGCGGUGUCCCCAAGCGUUACAUCAUCGCCAUCAUGAGUGGGCUAGGAUUCUGCAUUUCCUUUGGGAUUCGGUGCAAUCUUGGAGUUGCCAUAGUGGAAAUGGUUAACAAUAGCACUGUGUAUGUGGAUGGAAAACCAGAAAUUCAGGUUGCACAGUUUAACUGGGAUCCAGAGACAGUGGGCCUUAUCCAUGGAUCUUUUUUCUGGGGUUAUAUUAUGACACAGAUUCCAGGUGGUUUCAUUUCAAACAAGUUCGCUGCUAACAGGGUUUUUGGAGCAGCCAUUUUCCUAACAUCAACUUUGAACAUGUUCAUUCCUUCUGCUGCCAGAGUGCAUUACGGCUGUGUCAUGUGUGUCAGGAUUUUACAAGGUCUAGUGGAGGGUGUGACCUACCCAGCCUGCCAUGGGAUGUGGAGUAAGUGGGCACCACCUUUGGAGAGAAGCAGACUGGCCACGACCUCUUUUUGCGGUUUUGGAAUGGAGGCAACCUUACUUCUGGUAGUUGGCUUCUCUCAUACCAAAGGGGUGGCUAUCUCCUUUCUGGUGCUUGCUGUAGGAUUUAGCGGCUUUGCUAUUUCAGGUUUCAAUGUUAAUCAUCUGGACAUUGCACCCCGUUAUGCCAGCAUUCUCAUGGGGAUCUCAAAUGGAGUGGGAACCCUCUCUGGAAUGGUCUGUCCCCUCAUUGUUGGGGCAUUGACGAAGCACAAGACCCGGGAGGAAUGGCAGAAUGUCUUCGUCAUAGCUGCCAUGGUACACUACAGUGGUGUCAUCUUCUAUGGGGUCUUUGCUUCUGGGGAGAAACAAGACUGGGCUGACCCUGAGAAUCUCUCUGAGGAGAAAUGUGGAAUCCUUGACCAGGAUGAAUUAGCUGAGGAGACAGAACUCCACCACGAGAGUUUUUCGAGUCCCAAAAAGAAGAUGUCUUAUGGGGCUACUGCUCAGAAUUGUGAAGUCCAGAAGAAAGAGUGGAGAGGGCAAAGAGGAGAGACUCUUGAUGAGGGAGACCUGACAUCCUACCAGAAGGAAGAAGGACGUUUCCCAGAUAUACCCUAA